CUUUUCUAUUUUCUUAAUCCACCGCGGACCGGCACCCUAUAUAAUUCAUAAGCGAAUGUGUAAUUUAUUCUUUAGCAGGCCGUGAGAGGGAUCUGGAUUUCGUUGCUCUCCUCGCCAUUCCUUCCAUUAACAACAACGCCUAUCUUGGGUUUUAAGGCAGAAGGGGUAGAGAUGCUGGUGGACGAGGGAGCGGCGGCGGUGGUGGCGAUCGAGUGCGUGGCGGGGAGCAGCAACGCGGAUGAGUGGAGUGGCGGCGGGGAGGCGCUGCUGCAGACGGGGGAUGUUGUGGAGCAGAUCAAGAUCGGGAACUCCCCCGCCGUCCGAUCUCCGUUCAAGGGCGGGCGUGCCGGCGUCCUGAAGCUCCUCCACGCCGCCUUCAAGCGCCGCGACACCUCUAUCUACGUCCGCGCCCGCCGGGCCGGCGGCAACGACGCCGCCGCCGCCGCCGCCGUGGAACUCCAGGCCUGCAUCAUCCCCCACCCCGCAGCCGGCCGCCGCCAGUAUGUCCUCCGCUCCCUCCAAGACCCUAACUACGCCGUCGGCUUCGUCGACCGCUCCGAGAGGGAGUGCAUCGCCAUCCAAGGCUCAAGGAGCUCAAGGGUGAUCAGCGCACUGAGCAAAGCCCAGCUCCAAGACGGUUAUGUGUCAUAUCCUUGGGAGAAGAAGAUGAGGGAGUCACUGUCCAUUCCAAAUUCGAGCUGCUUCCUGUCGCUGCUCGUACUGCCCAAGGCAUCGGACCCUUCGGCCACUCGCUACAACUCUCUAGAGGACACCUUGGCCCGAGCCAAUGCUUGGCUCAAUUCCUGCCAGGCGUCUGGGGUUCCCAUUGUGUUCAUGAAUAUCCAGACUGAGGCCCUACUCACCAAGAUCUCUGGAGAGACAGCUUCCUCUACCGUAAACAUGGGAUCACUGGCCGACCUCUCAAACUUGGCGAACGUAAGCCUGUAUGGUUUUGAGGAUUACCAUGGUGUGGACAUUGGGGUGGUGAGGGCAGUUCGGCUCUGGUACACUCCAUCUGCAGGGGAAAUGGCAGUGGAGAUCAAGCUACAGGAAGGCGAUACCAGGCUGGGGUUUGCAAUUAGUCGCACCGAAGAGGGUUUUAUAUACAUAUCAUCAGUAACAGAAGAUGACAGCAUGGAAGCGGCUGCAACUCGAUCAGGCCUGAGGGAGCUGUAUAAAGAAGCAGCAAGAGCGUCGAAGUUGUUGGUGAUCUCGAGGGUUGGGAACGAGAAGGUCGUCCCAUGGAUGGUUUCCACCUCCGGAGCCGUCCGAUGCUUUGACACAGUCUCUCUCAGCCAAAAGCUAUCGCUGCACCGCCAUGCACUGAGGCCCAUUUUACUCCACGUGUUCAUGUGGGAGACGUCUCCAUCCAAUCUCAGCAGAGGGGUUGAACGUUAUGAAUUAGCUCUGGCACCUCCACCAUCCUCUGUGCUGCCACCUCCAGCAGAUGAAGUAACGAGGGGUUUGGUCUUCCGGGAUGGAUCCGAGGCGGGGCUCGGUAGGGACACGGCAGGGGAUGUGUCCUUUAGAUUCCACAACUUCGCGCUUCCAAAUAAUUGGGUCUGAUCUCCUUCGACUAUGCCAGCUUAUACUAUGUACAUAUGGAGUGAUCUGUGAGAAGGCCCUUGUCUCCACGUCAGCUGUUACCGUUUCUCCCCUUUGGUGCUUCAUGCAUUCGUGAGGAGAUUUUAUGGAAGCUGAGGAUCAGCUAUCUAGCUUUGAUGUGUCUUAAAAUCCUGGGUAUGUAUGUGCGUCACCUGGUUCCUGAACCAGUUUGGUAGAGGGUUCUCGAGUUCUAAAGAGAAUAAGCUUAUGUACAGUAAUGCAACGUCGCCUGGUUCCUGUUGUAGAUUGAAGCUAGAACCAGUUUGUUAGAGGGUUCUUGAGUUCUAAAUAGAAUAAGCUUUUGUAAUUGUACAGUUAUGCACACCUCAUCUUGAUCCAUUUUGGCUACACACUAAUGUAGCAAGUAAAUGUUAGAAGUACUUAGUUGGCUGUUUGCA
This is a messenger RNA of Elaeis guineensis (African oil palm), 2003 nucleotides long. The record is from RefSeq and is a predicted model, not a curated record. NCBI's taxonomy places the organism in Eukaryota, Viridiplantae, Streptophyta, Magnoliopsida, Arecales, Arecaceae.